CCAAAAUCCAAGAUGGAGGACACUAACAUCGGCGAUGGACGGCUCCAGAAAAUGGAAGUGGAUUACAGCGAAUCGGUGGAUCGCAGAAUCCCAGAAUGUCAAACACUUGCUAAGGAUGGAAAGCUGAGUGAGGCUUUGGAAAGUCUACUGUCGCUUGAAAAACAAACAAGAACUGCAGCAGAUAUGCAUUCCACAGCACGAAUUCUUGUAGCAAUCGUCAGUAUGUGCUUCGAAGCCAAGGAAUGGGGUUUACUGAAUGAGCAUGUACUGCUAUUGACCAAACGACGCAGUCAACUCAAGCAGGCUGUUGUGAAGAUGGUACAGGAGGCAUGCAGUUAUUUAGAAAAAACGCCUGAUAUGGAGACUAAGCUGAAGUUGAUUGAUACCCUGAGAACGGUCACAGCUGGAAAGAUAUAUGUUGAGAUUGAGCGUGCUCGUUUAACGAUGACCUUGGCCAAGAUUAAGGAAGGUCAGGGUGAGAUCACAGAGGCAGCCAGUAUCCUUCAGGAGUUACAGGUUGAGACUUUUGGUUCCAUGGAACGUAAAGAGAAAGUGGAGUUUAUCUUGGAGCAGAUGCGACUAUGUGUAGCUACUAAAGACAUUAUACGCACUCAGAUUAUUAGCAAGAAAAUCAACCCCAAGUUCUUUGAUUCCACCGAGGAGAGUAUUCAGGAGCAGAAAUUGAAGUUUUAUAGAUUGAUGAUUGAGGUGGAUCAACAUGACGGUGCAUACCUAGACAUCUGUAGACACUACAGAGCCAUUUAUGAUACGCCAAUUAUUAAGGAUGACCCAUCGAAAUGGAAGGAGAUAUCCAAACAUGUGAUUCUAUACCUGGUACUGUCACCGUUUGAUAAUGAGCAGUCCGAUCUGAUCCAUCGAGUAGCUGCUGAUAAGAAUCUUGAUGAAAUACCAAAGUACAGGGAUUUGUUAAAGUGUUUUACCACUCAGGAGUUGAUGCGAUGGCAACAGGUGUGUGCAAUCUAUGAGGGGGAACUCAAGAAAGGAUCAACUGACAGUUUACCCACAGAUGUCUUCAGUGAUAAUGAGCAGGGAAAACAACGCUGGAAUGACUUACGAAACAGAGUCGUAGAACAUAACAUCCGAGUAAUGGCCAAGUACUAUGAGCGCAUCACUUUACAGAGGAUGGCCGAGCUAUUGGAACUCGCGGAGAGUGAGGCAGAGGAGUUCUUAUCUAACCUAGUCAUCAAGAAAACCAUCUAUGCCAAGGUAGACCGCCUCGCUGGCAUCGUUAACUUUUCCCCUGCCAAGGACCCCAACGAAAUCUUGAAUAACUGGUCCAGCAACUUGAAUGAACUCAUGCAACUGGUCAACAAGACAACCCAUUUGAUCAACAAGGAAGAAAUGUUACAUCAAUUCACUCGUUAAGUUAUCUUGUUAGGUGUCACUUUCAUAAAGCCUGUAAAGCACAAAAAACUUGCUAAGUACAGAAAAGUACAAAAUAGGUAACCAGCCUAAAUCACAGUAAGUUUACAUUGUUGCGACUGGUGCCCCACUCAAUUUAUGCUUAGCAAAAACAAAUUGUCAAGCGUUUUUGUUCUGCUUCACAGCUUUAUGAAAUUGGCCCCUGGUCUCACUUUGGAUGAUGAACAGACUUGCUCGUUUACGUAAAUGUUAUCACAGCAGUUUGACAAACUGACAUCUUUAGUUGCACUCUUGGCUAGCAUGACAGCAAAAGAUUCUAAGUGAACACCUAUCUGGUCACAGUAAAUAAACACUGUUCCUGCUGAAACCAUAAAUGCUUGUUGCUGUAUUCCAAGAAACAUUUAUUACUUACAGACUUGCAAAUAAACAUACCCUUACAAUUGUUAUACUACUGGAAAGAGUAUCAUUAGUAGUAACAAGAGUAUAAAGAAAUACAUAAACCUAUAAGUUGCUAAAAAUGAUCAUAGUAUAAGUAACGCAUUACUUGUACAUUACACAAAAGUCUUGAUGCAAUUACAGUAACAGCAUGUUAGGGUAAUGGUUUACUUUUUUAACAUUCAUAAAUUUGGAGUCCAAGGACCAAACUGCUUUCCCAAGUUGCUGUUUUAAGCAUUUGCGUGUUCUACGGAAAGUCCUGUAGUUAGGCAGAGCAGGAACAUUAGGGACUGUGAGCUUAAAAAGAAGUUUAAGUUUCAAAGUUUAAGUACAUUUGUUAGCUUGUGAAUAAGUUGAGUUGUAAAUACAGUAUGGUAGCUUGACUUGAUUGGUCACAAGCGAAUACUUAAUUUGGGUUCGACAGACAAAAUACAGUGUUGUUUUGUGGUUUGGGGCAAGCCUUUGUAUAGCUACCUCCAAAUGGGCAAGCUUAGCACCAUUGUGCAAAACACAUUCAUUCAGAAUUGCGUAUGAAUGCAAAAGCUUUCCCUGAACUAUGUGAUAUUGCAACUCUGCAGUCUGGGGAAUUCAAACUUUAGCAGUCACUUGUGACUAUAAUGUACACCAAACAUUAUUCAAAUCUAAUAUGCAAAUGACUUAUUGGAGACUAAAAAUAACAAGUUUUCAAGUGACCUCUAAUUUA
Asterias rubens (European starfish) is the source of this 2521-nucleotide messenger RNA. RefSeq names its product 26S proteasome non-ATPase regulatory subunit 12-like. The record is from RefSeq and is a predicted model, not a curated record. The transcript is spliced from 11 exons. Gene Ontology annotation, cellular component: proteasome regulatory particle, lid subcomplex; nuclear proteasome complex; cytoplasm. The coding region runs from base 13 to 1386 and encodes 457 amino acids. NCBI's taxonomy places the organism in Eukaryota, Metazoa, Echinodermata, Asteroidea, Forcipulatida, Asteriidae.